Molecule: messenger RNA, 1320 nt
Organism: Clonostachys byssicola
Lineage: Eukaryota; Fungi; Ascomycota; Sordariomycetes; Hypocreales; Bionectriaceae
Source: the annotation of a GenBank genome assembly
AUGCUCGCUCGUCUCCCUCUUCUAGCUGCCGGGCUUGUCACCCUAGCCAAUCACGUGUUCGCCGAUGUGGACUGUAACGCGCCCAUCACGAUCGGUAACGCCACCGACGCCGAGCAAGUUCGAAAGGCGUGCAAGGUCAUUCGUGGAGAUGUGACUCUUACCGAACAGCUCCUCGACACCAUCAACCUCGACGGCGUCGAGGAGAUCUAUGGGGAUCUCACCCAUUACGGAUGUGAUGCGACUGCCAUUAUCCGCUGCAAGAACUUCCCCAAGGGCCCGUUGGAGUUUUCCAGCUCUACACUGAGAAAGGUCAAUGGUAGCAUCGACUUCAUGACGUACAACAACCUCGAGAAGCUCAGCCUUCCCAACCUGUCGUACGUCUGGAACGAGUUUGCCGUCCAAGACACGGCUUCUCUCAAAGAGAUGGAUCUCACCAACCUCGAGUCUGUCUCGUCGUUUGAGCUGGGAACCACAAGUCUCGAGAAGCUGCACAUGAACGGCAUCAAGGAGCUGCUCCCGGAAUCAGGCUACACUGGCGGCAUCUACCUCAACAACGCAGGCAAGCUGGACAAUGUCGAUGCCUUCUUCAAGAACCCAAUCAACACAUCCGAGAUCCCGACCUGGACCCCGGGAAAGGGGCUUCUCCUGAAUCCCCCAGCCUUGCGUAAUGUGCGCACUCUGAACCUCGGCUGGACGACAAUGGAUAAGCUCGAGGUAUGGGGCACCAAUCUGACCAUCGUGCUAGGCGGGCCCGGGACGAAGUCCAUCUCCUACAAGGAGGUCAUCCUGCACGGGGGCGUUCUCGGUAUCCAGCGGGCAGAUAACCUCGAAAGUCUACACGUCGGCAAGUUCAAGCUAGAUACGGACCAUGACAUCACGGAUCUGACCCUCCCCUUUGACACCGUUGACUCUGUCACGCUCUUCAACUCGAGCAAGCUGCGCUCUCUUACCCUACCAUCCCAGGCAGAGAACUGGAAGAACCUUUCCCUGACAAUCAGCGGUUGCGGGAGCUUGAGACUCGAGUCAGAGAAUGGCGCAGACGGAAAGAAGACGUGGUACUGGCCGAAGAGCCCCAUGGCAAGCGUGAACAUCACCUCUAAUGUGUCAACUCCAUUCUUCGAUUCAUUCAUUGCCAAUAAUGUGGAAGUGACCCAGUCGUUCUCGGUCAGUGACGCAUCGGGCAAGCUAGACUGCGGCAUCUUCGCGAACAGGACGCUUCCCUCAGGGUACACAUGUGACAAGAGUUCAGGGGCUCCCGUCUUAGUGUCUUUUUGGACUGCUAUGGCUGUGCCAGUAGCGUUGAUGUAUAUGCUCUUAUAG